Molecule: messenger RNA, 1535 nt
Organism: Oryza sativa Japonica Group (Japanese rice)
Lineage: Eukaryota; Viridiplantae; Streptophyta; Magnoliopsida; Poales; Poaceae
Biological process (GO): protein ubiquitination
Cellular component (GO): nucleus
Molecular function (GO): ubiquitin protein ligase activity; protein binding
Source: RefSeq, a predicted model, not a curated record
UGAAACGUAAAAAGAUGAAAAAAAAAAGAAAAAGGAAAAAGAAAAAAGGAAAAUCUUCACCGAAGGCAAUGGCGGCGGCGGCGGAGGCGGAGGAGGAGGUGCGGCAGGAGGUGGAGGCGGUGGCGUCGGUGUACGGCGACGACUGCCGCGUGGUGCGCGGCUUCCCUCCCCACCUCGUCGUCCACGUCCGCCCCCGCACCGCCGACGACUCCUCGCAGCAGUUCGUGGAGCUAUUUCUUGGAAUUAAAGCAUCUUCUCAGUAUCCAAAAGCACCUCCUCAUGUUUAUGCCGUGGAAAGUAAGGGCCUUGAUGAGAAUCGACAGGUGUAUCUUAUUAGCAGCAUCCAGAACAAGGCAAGAGAACUUUCCUGCUACCCGAUGCUUGUGACGCUGUGUGAGGAAGCUGUGGAGAUGCUCUCAAAUAUGAAUCAUCCAGCUGGGGAUUGCCCACUUUGUCUAUAUCCUUUAGUCAAAGAGAAUGAUGGUUCUGCUUUGCCAUUUAUGAAGUUGAUGUCGUGCUACCACUGCUUCCACAGUGACUGCAUUAUGAGAUGGUGGGAAUGGCUACAGAAUGAUGAUACUGACUCGAAGAAGAGUAGUACAGCAGCAACUACUGAAGUUAUUCAUGCUUCUGAAGGAUUGGAUUUGUCCAGCUCAGCUAAGCAUCACAAUGUAAGUCAGCACAAAGGACUAUGUCCAGUUUGCCGCAAAGUGUUUGAUGAGAAGGAUAUUGAGCAUGUUCGUGAUCUGCUAGGUGCAAAUACUUCUCAACUGGCAUCUUUAUCGAUUGAUCUGGACGAAGAUGAAAAAGAAGUACUUCAUUCUGAGUCAGAGAAGAUCCGUCAAGAAAAGUUCGCAUCGCUGUUCAAUCUACAACAAGAACGAAAUGGCCUGAUUGAACCAAAGAAAGACCUUUCCAUACAGCCUGGAAUGUACAUCCCUCGUCCUCCCAGCGCGCCUACUGCUUCCGAAGGAGACACCGUUGAUGAUUCUUGUGAAGACACCACAACUUCAACCUCAGGAACGGAGCCACUCAACCAGACAAACAGCACUGGUGGUACCACCAAGCACAACAGCAGUUCAGGUCAUCGAAGGAGACAUCGAUCUCAUGCUUCAAGAAGACAACCACAUGGGCAAGGGCAACCUGCUAGGCAACAAUGGCAGAGGAAAGGCGGAGACACUUCACACCAAUAGCAGGAAAGGUUGUGGGAGGUUUGUUUUUUGUCGGUUAUAAUCGCAAGCCUGGUACCAAUUCUAUGUUUCAUGCCUCACUAUCAGACGGCUCAUAACAUGGCAGAAUUAUCCAAUGCUGUUGUUAUGACUAAGAGUAUAUUAUAGUUUUAAACUCGGUUCAUGUCACUGCUGCGAAACUGAAGCUACUAGCCACUGUAUACACAUCAAUUUGACUUUGCAUAUCACUGUUGUGACUCGUGAGAGAUCUGGCUAGCACGUACUUAUGUUCAGCCAAAUUCUUCAAACUGGAUGCAAUUGAAGCACCUGGUGUUUAUAAGAAACUUUUUGUGCUAUUAGCAUCAA